CCUGCAUUACCGAUUUUCAGCAUUUGGACAGGAACUACAUUUAGAACUUAAGCCCUCGGCAAUUUUGAGCAGUCACUUUAUUGUCCAGGUACUUGGAAAAGAUGGUGCUUCAGAGACUCGGGGACCCAUGGUGCAGCGAUGUUUCUAUCAGGGAUUUAUCAGAAAUGACAGCUCUUCCUCCGUCGCUGUGUCUACGUGUGCCGGCUUGUCAGGUCUAAUAAGGACACGGAAAAAUGAAUUCCUCAUCUCACCAUUACCUCAGCUACUGGCCCAGGAACACAACUACAGUUCACCUGCAGGCCACCAUCCUCACGUGCUGUACAAAAGGACGGCCGAAGAGACGGUCCAGCAUUACCAUGGCUACCCCGGCUCCAGCCAGAAUUAUCCUGGUCACAUCCCAAGUCACACUCCCCACACGUCUCAGAGUCAAGAAACAGAGCAUCACCAUCGAAGGUUGCAAAAGCAGCAUUUUUGUGGACGACGCAAGAAAUACGCCCCAAAGCCUCCCACAGAGGACACCUAUCUCAGGUUUGAUGAAUACGGGAGCACAGGACGGCCCAGAAGGUCAGCUGGAAAGUCACAAAAGGGGCUAAACGUGGAAACCCUUGUGGUAGCAGACAAGAAAAUGGUGGAAAAGCAUGGGAAGGCAAAUGUCACCACGUACAUUCUCACAGUCAUGAACAUGGUUUCCAGCCUAUUUAAAGAUGGGACCAUUGGAAGUGAUAUAAACAUUGUUGUGGUGAGCCUCAUUCUUCUGGAACAAGAACCUGGAGGAUUAUUGAUCAACCAUCAUGCAGACCAGUCUCUGAAUAGUUUUUGUCAGUGGCAGUCUGCCCUCAUUGGAAAGAAUGGCAAGAGGCAUGACCACGCCAUCUUACUCACGGGAUUUGAUAUUUGUUCCUGGAAGAAUGAGCCAUGUGACACGCUAGGGUUUGCCCCCAUCAGUGGGAUGUGCAGUAAGUACCGAAGUUGUACCAUCAAUGAGGACACGGGGCUUGGCCUGGCCUUCACCAUCGCACAUGAGUCAGGGCACAACUUCGGCAUGAUUCACGACGGAGAAGGCAAUCCCUGCAGGAAGGCUGAAGGCAAUAUCAUGUCUCCCACACUGACCGGAAACAACGGGGUAUUUUCAUGGUCUUCAUGCAGCCGGCAAUAUCUCAAAAAAUUCCUUAGUACACCUCAGGCUGGGUGUCUGGUGGAUGAGCCCAAGCAAACAGGACAGUAUAAAUAUCCAGACAAACUCCCAGGACAGAUUUAUGAUGCUGACACACAGUGCAAGUGGCAAUUUGGAGCAAAAGCCAAGCUGUGCAGCCUUGGUUUUGUGAAGGACAUUUGCAAAUCACUUUGGUGUCACCGAGUGGGCCACAGGUGUGAGACCAAGUUUAUGCCUGCGGCAGAAGGAACCCUCUGUGGCUUGAGUAUGUGGUGUCGGCAAGGCCAGUGCGUGAAGUUUGGGGAGCACGGACCCCGGCCCAUCCACGGCCAGUGGUCUACCUGGUCGAAGUGGUCAGAGUGCUCCCGGACGUGUGGUGGAGGAGUCAAGUAUCAAGAGAGACACUGCAAUAACCCCAAGCCUCAGUACGGUGGCAAGUUCUGCCCAGGUUCUAGCCGUAUUUAUCAGCUGUGCAAUAUUAACCCUUGUAAUGAAAAUGGCUUGGACUUUCGAGCUCAGCAGUGUGCAGAAUACAACAGCAAACCUUUCCGUGGAUGGUUCUACCAGUGGAAACCCUAUACGAAAGUGGAAGAGGAAGAUCGAUGUAGACUGUACUGCAAGGCUGAGAACUUUGAAUUUUUUUUCGCAAUGUCCGGCAAGCCAGUAGGAUGUGAUCAUGAACUUGGCUCUAAAGCAGUUUCCGAUGCAUGUGGUGUUUGCAAAGGUGAUAAUUCAACUUGCAAGUUUUAUAAAGGCCUGUACCUCAACCAGCAUAAAGCAAAUGAAUAUUAUCCAGUAGUCAUCAUUCCCGCGGGGGCCCGAAGCAUUGAAAUCCAGGAACUGCAGAUAUCCUCCAGUUACCUCGCAGUCCGAAGCCUCCAUCAAAAGUAUUACCUGACCGGAGGCUGGAGCAUUGACUGGCCUGGAGAGUUCCCCUUCGCGGGGACUGUGUUUGAAUACCAGCGCACCUUCAACCGCCCGGAACGCCUGUAUGCACCAGGACCCACAAAUGAGACGCUGGUCUUUGAGAUUCUGAUGCAAGGCAAAAAUCCGGGGAUAGCUUGGAAGUACGCACUUCCCAAGGUCAUGAAUGAAACUCAGCCAGCCCCAAGAAGACACAUCCACACCUGGAGUACAGUGCAGUCAGAUUGCUCCGUGUCCUGUGGUGGAGGUUACAUAAGUAUAAAGGCCAUUUGCUUACGAGAUCAAAAUACUCAAGUCAAUUCCUCAUUCUGCAAUGCAAGAACCAAGCCAGCAACCGAACCCAAAGUAUGCAAUGCUUUCUCCUGCCCUGCCUAUUGGAAGCCAGGUGAAUGGAGUGUCUGCAGCAGGCCGUGUGCGAGGGGCCAGCAGAGCAGGAAAGUCCAGUGUGUCCAGAAGAAGCCCUUCCAAAAGGAGGCGCCCGUGCUGCACUCCCUCUGCCCCGUGAGCACACCCACUCAAGUUCAAGUCUGCAACAGCCAGGCCUGCCCUCCAGAGUGGAGUGCCGGGCCCUGGUCUCAGUGUUCCAAGACUUGUGGGCGAGGGGUGAGGAAACGUGAAAUCCUGUGUAAAAGUGCGGCCACAGCAGAGGGCCUCCCUGAGAACCUGUGCUCCAGCAGCCCCCGACCAGAGUCCCAGGAGGGCUGUGUCCUAGGACGGUGCCCAAAAAACAACCGGCUACAGUGGGUCGUCUCUUCAUGGAGUGAGUGUUCCGCGACCUGUGGUCUGGGUGUGAGGAAGAGGGAAAUGACAUGCAGCGAGAAGGCCUCCCCGGGAAAGCUGAUCACUUUCCCAGAGCGAAGAUGCCGCAAUAUUAAGAAACCAAACCUGGACUUGGAAGAAGCCUGCAACCGAGGGGCCUGUCCAGCCCGUCCAGUGUACAAUGUGGCAGCUGGAUGGUAUUCAUCGCCAUGGCAACAGUGCACAGUGACCUGUGGAGGAGGGGUUCAGACCCGAUCAGUCCACUGUGUUCAGCAGGGCCGGCCCUCCUCAAAUUGUCUGCUCCAACAGAAACCUCCAGUGCUACGAGCCUGUAAUACAAACUUUUGUCCAGCCCCCGACAAGAGAGAGGAUCCAUCCUGUGUAGAUUUCUUCACCUGGUGUCAUCUAGUUCCUCAACACGGUGUCUGCAACCACAAAUUUUACGGUAAACAGUGCUGCAAGUCAUGCACAAGGAAGAGCUGAUCCCUGCCCGCUCCUUAGGGCCAGGGUCUUACCUUUCAACGUCUGGAGACACCAGCAGCUCCCAAAUGGUUUGCAGUGUUUGAGGAGCCGGCUCUGAGGAACAGACAGGCUUCUGAUUCAGUUCCCCAAAGCACAUGGUACUCUGAAGCACUUGAAAAUGGGAAGCGACGACAAAUCUGACUUAUAAAGAAACAAACAAAACAAUGUCAAUUUGCACUGUUACACUAAAGAAGUGACGAAUCACACUGAGAUACAUCAACUUUGGGACAGAUUCCCUCUUUGACUUUGAAAGGGCUCCAUGGCAAAGACAUCUGUUUGGAUAAGGUCCUUUAAGACUUCAGGUCACAGACAGUUGGAGAAUCAAAUACGGAUGGAAUACUGACUUGGAGCUCACAGUUUGCACCCCAAACCAGGAGUUAUACAAGAAGCCAAAUGGUGCUCACAACUGUGCUUGCUGCUGGACUAGCAAGCUUCAUGUUAUGUCUAUUUAGUGUGCGUGUGUUGUUUUUAUUAUUUUGUUUAAGGUAUAUUCUGCUUAUAGAAAGUCUCCAAGACUAAAAUUCACAACUUGAAAAGUAUUCCAAGGAAUAGUCUGUAAACAGGGCAACAUGGACUACUUAAGAUCUCCAUUUAAUUGAAAUUCACACUCUGGAGACAAAAAGAAAAGCUCUUAAGAAAGGCAAAUAUUGAUGCCCUACACAUUAUAUCAACCUCAUAACUUUUGGUGCUAGCUGAACAAGUAGACAGGAUCCUCGAGUCUGCUCUUUGGGAAUCGGAAUGAGUGAGAUGUCCAUUUCUGGUAAAAACCUAAAAGGAGUUAAAUAGCAAAAUCACAGUGUGUUGAAGGAAAGGAGACCAUCAUUUGUAAUGCUCCCUACAUAUUAUCAGAGCUGCUUGGAAAAUUAAAGGCCACUUGUGGUUGUUUCCUACCAACUGACAUGUUUAAAUUUGCCCUAGGAUUUAGUUAACAAGAAAAAAAGUCAUAGUGGCAAUAGAAAAAUCCGUCUGUCUUCCUGCUAUGUUAAUAUUAAUAAAUCACAAUAUGCCAAGACCCUUCAAUGAAUAAGAGUAUUUUACAAUCUUCCAGAUGAUAUUUUCAGUCUUCAAAAGCCAGUUGUUGGUUGGCACUAAGGAGUUUAAAAUUGUUCUCAAUUGGAAAAACACCACACUAUUUUGCCAAAACCAAAGUAACUUACAAGACUGUGUCCUUCUGUAAUUUUUUGAGAUGCGGUUUAUAAAAGACAUAUUUAUAUAAUUCUACUCUAUUCCUCAACUUCUUUGAUGAAAGUAACCCAAUUUUACUGCUUUAAAAAGUCUCAAUUCAAACAGGGAUUUGCCAGCUCAGCACAACCAACUACAUAGUGGUUUGUUAAAUUUAGAGUAUCCUUUGUUCCCAUUGUAAUUAAAAUCAUGUAUUCUGGAGUCUCAGAGAAAUCAUUAGAAUAUUCCCUCAACCUACUUGUCUUGGCCUAGAGUAGUGGUCAUUUUAUCAUCUGAAAAAAAGUUCCACAUCAUCACCCCUUGCCC
Molecule: messenger RNA, 4846 nt
Organism: Rhinolophus ferrumequinum (greater horseshoe bat)
Lineage: Eukaryota; Metazoa; Chordata; Mammalia; Chiroptera; Rhinolophidae
Gene: ADAMTS18
Product: ADAM metallopeptidase with thrombospondin type 1 motif 18
Exons: 21
Coding region: 128-3319 (1063 amino acids)
Biological process (GO): extracellular matrix organization; proteolysis
Cellular component (GO): extracellular matrix
Molecular function (GO): metalloendopeptidase activity
Source: RefSeq, a predicted model, not a curated record